Lycium ferocissimum is the source of this 611-nucleotide messenger RNA. RefSeq names its product mitotic-spindle organizing protein 1B-like. The record is from RefSeq and is a predicted model, not a curated record. The transcript has 2 exons. Gene Ontology annotation, biological process: mitotic spindle assembly; microtubule nucleation by interphase microtubule organizing center; gamma-tubulin complex localization. Gene Ontology annotation, cellular component: gamma-tubulin ring complex; interphase microtubule organizing center; centrosome. Lineage: Eukaryota; Viridiplantae; Streptophyta; Magnoliopsida; Solanales; Solanaceae. The coding region runs from base 164 to 385 and encodes 73 amino acids.
CCCAAAUUUCUUCCAUUGUGGGCUAUAGCAGGAAAUCGAACAAAUUAGCACCCCAAAUCCGAUUGAUUUUGGCCCUAAUUUCAAAUUACUUAGGGCUUUUUCCUUCGUCAGCGCGCUCUCCCCUAAUUACCCAUUUGUUCCGCAACGAUCAAGUUUUUCUCAAAUGGAUCCAGAAGCUGCACGCAAUGCACGGGAUUCACUGGAUCUGGUAUUUCAUAUGUCAAACAUUCUUGACACUGGACUUGAUCGUCACACUUUAUCCGUUCUGAUUGCAUUCUCUGAAAUGGGUUUCAACCCUGAGGCCUUAGCUGCUGUAGUUAAGGAGCUUCGCAGAGAAACACUGGCUUCUUCUUCUGUCCAAUCAAUCCCUCCAUCAGCACCUUAGGCAGAUUAGUUUUAUAUCCCGUUUGGUUGCUGAAAUUUGAUGGAACAAUCUUAGUAGGAGCUCUUUCUUAACCCUUAUUUUUUCCCCUGUUGAUUGAUGUGUAAGUGGUUUGUUUUCUUUUCCUACUUUGGCAUUAAAAACAAGGUGUUUCUUGAGUUUUGAGGCUUACUUGGAGUGAGCCUUCUGGUUAUCCUUUAUUACGCAAGCUCUCUCUGUCUCUUUGAAA